CAGCCGAGAUAGUAGUAGACAACAGCAACAGCUAUGGCUCAGCGCAUGGCAGAGUUUUCUUGGACGAUUAACCAACGAGAGCCCUCAGAUCGAUUUGGAUCGUUGUCGUGUAACGUUCUACAUAUUUUCCGAUAUUCCGACCAGACGAUGAUUCAGGCGAUACAGUUACGGAUGAUGAUGCUGUCGGUGGAGCUCGUGCUGCUCGUGCUAGAGCUCUUCUCGUGCCCCACUCUGGCGCUGGACCCGCCGCUGACCGUCUGUGCGCGAAGUGUGGGCUGUGUCAAGGGCACACACCAAAAGGGCUAUCAGUCGGAGCAGUUCGAGGCCUUCAUGGGCAUUCCAUAUGCCCUGCCACCCGUGGGAGCGUUGCGGUUCAGCAAUCCCAAGGUUAUGCCCAAGCUGAUUGGUGUCUACGAUGCCACCAAGCCCAAGCCGGACUGCGUGCAGAAGAACUAUCUGCUGCCAACUCCCAUUAUCUUUGGGCAGGAGGAUUGCCUCUAUCUGAAUGUCUACAGGCCAAAGCUUGCACUUCCUAGACAAUCCCUGCUGCCUGUCAUGGUCUACAUCCAUGGCGGUGGCUUCUUCAGUGGCUCCGCUGGACCUCAAGUGACGGGACCAGAAUACUUCAUGGACUCGGGUGAGGUUAUCCUGGUAACCAUGGCCUAUCGCCUGGGGCCUUUCGGUUUUCUGUCCACCCAGGACUCGUCCAUUUCCGGCAACUUUGGUCUCAAGGACCAGAAUCUUGCCCUGCGUUGGGUGCAACGCAACAUCGAUGCCUUCGGUGGCGAUCCCAAGCGCGUGACCAUCUUUGGCCAGAGCGCCGGGGGAGUGGCCACGCACCUGCAUCUGCUUAGUCCCCGGUCGAAAGGACUCUUCCACGGCGUGAUCAGCACGAGUGGCACAGCCAACGUGCCCUUUGCCAUCACAGAACGACCUCUGGAGCAGGCGCGUCUCGUGGCCGAGCUCUGCGGCAUCAAGCAGGCCCAAAACCUCAGCACGGCCAAACUGGCGCGUUCGCUGCGCCGUGUGGAGGCAACCAAACUGCUGGAUGCCGGCGAUGGGCUCAAGUUUUGGGAUGUGGAUCACAUGACAAACUUCCGGCCCGUGGUGGAGCGGGGCGUGGGCGCGGAGGCUUUUCUCAGCGAACAUCCCAGGGAGCUUGUGGCGCGAGACAGUCGCAUGCCCAUUCCCUGGCUGGUGGGAACCGUGCCGGACGAGGGAGCCGUCCGCGUGGUGAACAUUAUGGGCAACGAGACGCUGCGGCAGAGCUUCAACGAACGCUUUGACGAGCUGCUGCAGGAGCUGAUGGAGUUUCCGACCAGCUUCAGCGAGCAGCGGCUGGCCAGCAGCAUGAGGCUCAUCCUGAAGGAGUACUUCCGGGAUGAGCACGAAGUGAACGAAAAGACUGUCCAGGGAUUCAUGGAUCUCAUCACUGACAGGGGAUUCAAGCAUCCUUUGUACAAUGCCAUCAGGGAGGAUGUCCGACACCGGCAUCCGCUCUACAUUUUCAGCUUCAACUACAGGGGCUCACUGAGCUAUGCCUCUGCCUACACGUCGGCGAAUGUCAGCGGCCGAUACGGCGUGGUCCAUUGCGAUGAUCUGCUCUACCUGUUCCGCAGUCCCCUCUUCUUUCCCGACUUUGAGCGCAACUCCACGGAGGCCAAGGUGAUUCAGUCCCUUGUGGACUACUUUGUGCACUUUACCAAGUUCGGCAAACCGAGAAAUAUGGAGUCACUGACACCUUGUACGGAAUCGCAGCUGCAGUCACGUUCCAGUGGAAUGUGUGACUUCCAGGAAUUUGCCAAUACGCCGGCCCCUGCUGAGGGCUUCGAGGUGCACGUGUCCAGCACAUUCCAGGCGGCACGAGUCCAACUCUGGUCGAGUAUACUAAAUGAAACCUCCUUAAAUGAAUACUAAAUGAGUCAGUGAAUGAAUGUAAGGUACAGGAACUAAAGAAACGCUCUCAAAGAUGUAGGUUCUAAGAUGGAACUAGAGAUACACAUAACAAAUAACUCAAAUAAAAUCUAAUAUUUAA
This is a messenger RNA of Drosophila subobscura, 2035 nucleotides long. It is a transcript of the gene Jhe, whose product is annotated as esterase E4. Lineage: Eukaryota; Metazoa; Arthropoda; Insecta; Diptera; Drosophilidae. The record is from RefSeq and is a predicted model, not a curated record. The coding region runs from base 34 to 1917 and encodes 627 amino acids. The transcript has 7 exons.